AUUCGAAGAAAGUUCUUGAAAUCAAGCAGCAGAGAGCAAUUCAGCCUAUUGACAGUCAAUACAAAAAUGGAGGACAACACCAAUGACUCUCCUCCUGUAAAAGGUGUAGUAAUAAUCACACUUCCACCUCUUGAUAAUCCUUCUUUAGGCAAAACCAUUACUGCAUUUACACUCUCUGAUUCACCACCCCAACACCAACAACAACAACAAGAACCACCACAACAAAGUCAAUCUUCAGUUCCACAACAAGAUUCAAACACUGGUUUUUUUCAUGUUUCUUUACAAAGAUCGUUCCUUUUUCGCCCAAGAAUCGUUCUUGGAAUUCUGGGUAUUUCUAUAAUUGCUUUAUCAUUCUGGUCUUCACUUUCACAAGAGACCCUUUUUGAAUUAAGAGAUGUGGACCGUGAUGAUCAUAAUAGUUCCAACAGUUCUUUUAUUCUUCCUUUGUAUCCUAAGCGUGGUAGUAUUUGGAAUUCAAGGACAGAUGUUGAGUUCAAACUUGGGAGGUUUGUGGAUUUUAAACCUGAUAUUGUUAUGGAGCUGGUCAAUGAUCAAGAAAAGAUUGCUAAGUCUGUGUCUGCUGCUACUAAAUUAGACUCUUCUGCUAAUUUUCCUGUCAAGGGUAAUAUUCAUUCGGAUGGGUUGUACUACACAUAUAUGCUUGUCGGGAAUCCUCCUAAGCCUUAUUUUCUUGAUAUCGAUACGGGAAGUGACUUGAUGUGGAUCCAGUGUGAUGCUCCAUGCACUAGCUGUGCCAAGGGAGCCCACCCGUUGUACAAGCCCAGAAACGUCAAUAUGAUACCUCCAAAAAACCCCUAUUGUGUUGAGGUUCAAGAGAAUCUCAGGUCCAAGUAUUGUGAUAACUGCCAUCAAUGUGAUUAUGAGGUAGAAUACGCCGACCACAGUUCUUCUGUUGGGGUUCUUGCAAAGGAUACACUUCAAUUGGUGCUUGCAAAUGGGACAGGAACCAAGUCAGAUGUUGUUUUCGGCUGUGCAUAUGAUCAGCAAGGCACACUUCUCAACACACUAGCAAACACCGAUGGGAUCCUUGGACUUAGCAGAGCUCCAAUCAGUUUACCUUCUCAGCUAGCAAGCCAUGGGUUCAUCAACAAUGUUAUUGGACAUUGUCUUGCCGCUGAUACAAAUGGGGGCUACUUGUUCUUAGGCAAUGAUUUUGUCCCACAUUGGCGGAUGUCAUGGGUCCCUAUGCUGAAUGCCCCUUUUCCAAAUCUUUAUCAAGCAGGAUUGAUGAAAAUGAACUAUGGAAGCAAAGAACUCCAAUUAGGCAGCACGAGAGAUGGAAAAGGAACUGUAGUGUUUGACAGUGGCAGCACUUGCACAUAUUUCACAAAUCAAGCAUAUAAAGCUUUAAAUUCCAUGCUUGAAGAGAUUUCUAGUGAGGUUCUUGUCAAAGAUGCAUCAGACACGACAUUACCCAUUUGCUGGCGAGCUAAAUUUCCAGUAAGGUCUAUUACAGAGGUAAGGCAAUUCUUCAAACCACUAAACCUUCAAUUUGGAAGCAAGUGGCGUAUAGCGUCCACAAAGCUCUCGAUUCCUGCGGAGGGGUAUUUGACUAUUAGUGAAAAGGGUAAUGUGUGUUUAGGUAUACUUGACGGAAGCAACAUUCAUGAUGGUUCUGCUAUAUUACUUGGAGAUAUUUCACUACGUGGUCAAUUGUUCGUAUAUGACAAUGUUAACGAGAAGAUUGGAUGGAUAAGAUCAAAUUGUGAACGGCCACAGAAACUUUUGAGUCUUCCAUUUUUUUGACAGAGGACACCACUAUAACUCCAUUUCUACAGUGAUCGCAAACUGUUAUUCUUGCUGUUCGAUAUGUUUGGUGAUUGGAAGUUAUAACCUUUUAGCUAGGGGAAGAGACUGUAUAGAACGGUUCUGCUUUCUGAUGUAGCUAUGGUCCUAGUGUGUAUAUCUAAUUUUUUGUACCACACUUUGAAGCUUUACUUUUCUCCUUUUGAUGCAAUGGUAAUUAAAAUGUGAAUUCCUAGAAAAAAUUGAACGUUAAAUAGAAUAUAUGAGCAAUCGAAAUUUUUUA
Nicotiana attenuata is the source of this 2050-nucleotide messenger RNA. RefSeq names its product aspartyl protease APCB1. NCBI's taxonomy places the organism in Eukaryota, Viridiplantae, Streptophyta, Magnoliopsida, Solanales, Solanaceae. The transcript is spliced from 10 exons. The record is from RefSeq and is a predicted model, not a curated record. Bases 67 to 1767 code for a protein of 566 amino acids. Gene Ontology annotation, biological process: proteolysis. Gene Ontology annotation, molecular function: aspartic-type endopeptidase activity.